GGACAGGACUAAUUAUGAAUUACGAUGGCUCACACUACCCAAACGUAAAGGGGGCGUGUCACUUUCGUUUGAUUCCUCAACCAUUUGGCGAAUCACGUUGGUGUUCUGCGGACCGGAGGUUAGGGACUACUGGGUAUCAAAUAAAUAAAUAGUAGUAGGCCUAUGUCCAACGACUCAAAUAUUUCUAGCCUAAAUUCCCUAAUCCAUUAGACAGAAAUUAUUUUUCUCUUGCAUAAGACUAUGUUCUCAAAAAAAAUCCUAAAACAAAUGAGCAGGAGAGACACAGUUUAACCAGUUUGCAAGAUGGACAAUAUGUUAAGUGCAUCCAGAAAAUAAACACAAUUAUUUAUUUUUUAUCCGAGCAGGCAAACAUUGGGUUAUUUCAUUCACAAGGGAAACUUUGGUCCAACCAUCCGAAGUAAACCUACCUAUACCUUAUCCAAUUUAUUUUACUUCCCCAUAUUUAAUCAGUUAUAUUUAACCUGUAGCCUAAUAGUUAUUUAAAUAAUAAUAAUAGCCUACUCAUUUUGUUUUCUGAUGUCAUUGGUUCAAUCUUAUUUCUGGCCCAUCCCCUAAAAUAUUCAAUCAUUCCUUGGGGAAUAUGAUUUCGAAUCACGUGGACAUGGCCGAGAGUGUGGGGGUUUGGAGGAUGCCAAAUGGUCAUUUGUAUUGACCAGCAGAUCUGUGUUCACUAAGCUGACAUAAAACCACUGCUUCGGAGCGCUUCGGGCCCCGAACAUUCAGGGGGAAAAAACACACACAACACUGGGACAUAAGACGCGAGGGCCGCAAACAUGGCAGAAGGCGUCUGUAAGGCAGAUGAGGACGAGGGUCCCAGCGCCGAGGAAGACUCACAGUCCUUCCAUGGGGUCGGUGUGUGCAAGUGGUUUAACGUGCGCAUGGGCUUCGGAUUCCUGUCCAUGACCAACCGAGAGGGGGUACCGCUCGACGAAGCCGUCGACGUGUUCGUCCAUCAGAGCAAGCUGCAUAUGGAGGGCUUCCGCAGCUUGAAGGAGGGCGAGGCGGUGGAGUUCACCUUCAAGAAGUCAUCGAAGGGGCUGGAGUCCCAGCAGGUCACUGGCCCAGAGGGCAACAACUGUGUGGGCAGCGAGAGGAGGCCCAAAGGAAAGAACAUCCAGAAGAGGCGCUCAAAAGGAGACCGGUGCUACAACUGUGGAGGCCUGGAUCACCAUGCUAAGGAGUGCAAGCUGCCACCGCAGCCUAAGAAAUGCCAUUUCUGCCAGAGCAUUGAGCACAUGGUCGCCAACUGCCAAAUCAAAGCACAACAGUCUUCACCGGGUUCUCAGGGAAACCCUUCCUCCUUGAAAGAGGAGGAGGAGGAGCACAGCCACCCGGCGCUGCUGACAGAAACCACCGAUUAAGAUGGAGGGGGGGGGGGGGGGGGGGGGGGGAGCACCUGAUCCAGUGAAUGAUGGUAAGGAACCUGAUGGGGUGAGGAGGCUAAUCAGAAUGCUUUAGGAGAGGAGGUGGACAGCACACCCAGUACUGGCCCCGCUAACCUUCCGAGGCUGCUUUGGAACUACCUCAGGUUGUAAUGUGUUUUUUGGUUGGUGUAACAAUCAGGAAAGACACAAAUGAUGCGCUCUGGAAACGGUUUCCAUGAGGAUGUUUGAUGAAAAACACUUUAUUUUUUUUCUUUGAGCGAUGUAAGAUUGUAAUUUUUAUGCUGGAUUUUUGUGGCGUUUUUCAUCUUUCAUUUUUGUGAUAUUUUAAAGCUACGUGAUACAGCCUACAGCUACAUUGUAGCUGCCUUAUUUUUUAUGGUUUAUUCCUGGUUGUUACACCAAACUAACCGACAAAGCAGAGACAUAACGUAAUCUCUGUAAUGAAUGUUUGCAUAUCACAUGAGAAAAGGGUUGUGGGAGGGUAUGUUAGAGCAUAACGCAGGUAGGGGUUUGGGGUGGAGCUAUAGGCAAUGUAAUGGCAUCUGCUGAAAUUGCAAGUGAACAUCCACAUUUCCUAAGGCCAAAUGAAUGUUGCACCAGAAGUUGACACUUUUGGUUGAAAAGUUAGAAUUGUCGUUUAAUCCGUUAUUUCUCUUCGUUUCAUAUGUUAACAGCUGCAUGUCUGGUCUGCUAGUUUAUGUUGAUGACCUAACCACUGAUUGUAUACAAAUCUCUACCAUUUGGGUUUGAGAUUGUGAUGGGAACGCGGGUUGAAUCAAAUCAUUCUUGCACUACAGUAUUUAGGUAAUGGUUGUUCUGGUACCAACUCUCUUCCAAGAAAAUGAUGAAACCGUCUGUUCGACAAACUUGAAUCUUUUUUUCUCUCUCGCCUGAAUCAAUUUCCAAUUGACUGUAUGAUACCGUUGGGUCUGCUGGGCAAAAGCAGCUAUAUUAUAAGAACUUUGACUUGGAUUUAAUAUAAUUUCAAAUGUGAUACUAUACUGAAAAGAUUUGAAAAGAAAACCAUCUCCCAUAAGAUACUUGACAUGAACUGAGUUAGCAGUUUAGCUAGCUCUCCUCCUGAUCGCCUACUUGAAGAAACUAAGGCAGAAUUUAGAGUAGUGCUGCUAGUAGUUUGAUGCUGGUGUUCUUAUAUCCUCCACUGUGCUCAAUUAAGGAGUUGCAAACAAUACAAUUUAACUACUCAAGGGCAGCACCAAAUGCCAUCUCAGGCUAGUACCAAACCAGACCUUUGUUUGAGCACAUCACAAACGUCAUUGGCAAAACCUUGUUUAUAACCACAGAUGGUGCUGUCUUGUCAGUUUGAUUUUUAGCGUUUAGUUCCUCUUUAAUAGGUUACUUUAUAGAAUCUCUUAUAACCCACAGUUGGACAGUACAUCUUGAACACCAGGCACACACAAAGAAAACAUUUAGUGCUAACUAGCUUAUCAGCAUUUACUCCCAUUUUACAGGAGAAGCUGACUUUACUUUUACAACCAAUUAAUAUAUAUGUAUUAUUAUUCUAAAGUCUUUUUAAAAAAUCAUACUUUGUAUUUAUUUUCAUCCAAAUACGAUGCAGUUACUCUCUUUAAGCUAUCCUCUUAUCAAGGAAAUUUAAAGAACACAUCACCCAAUUUCCAAAGAUGAUGCAAUAUGUGUUAAAUUUGACAACUUGCAAAUGUGACAACAUUUUACCACCUCUAUGCUCAUUAUCAUCUAAGAAUUGGCUUUUUUGUUCACGUGUCAUGGCAAUUUCAUGCGUCUAUGUUAUUGCGUCUAGGUCAGAGGAGACUUCUAGAUGCAAAAAAGCACAUAAUAGUAGACAAUUAACCGAUUUAAUGUUAGCAUAAUACACUACAUACACACCAAGCUUUUAACAGUUUAAACUCCCUGCAAUCCAUUUGUCCUUACAUCCUGUGGGGGAAAUGUUUACAUACAGGUUUUUUUUCUGGUAUAGAUAAGGAGGUCCUUGUGACCAGUUCGCCCCAGGGAAAAGGUUAACAGAUGGGGUGGUAAAGCUUCAAGUAUUAAAACUAACCAACAUAGGAUUUUUUCCAUUGCAUCCGGUAACCAUAAAUGGGUCACCACUACUUUCAUAUUGACAAAAACCCCCAUUGAAUGCAGCUGCUAAAAACAAUAGGAAUACAAUAAUUCAAAUGUUUUAACCGGGUAGAUCAGUGCAUUUAGUGGUUGGAUACAAAGCAUUACAAUGAAAUAUGUAACCUGAUUUUUUUAUUAUUUGCCAUUUUGAUUAUGCUGAUGAGUUUUAUUUUUUUCUUCGUUUUGUUUUAAUCACAAUGCGUUUACCUGAAAGGGACACCUGUUGUCCCAACGAUCUAUGCCAAAACCAAUGCAAUGUUACUCUGCACUGAUCAUGUGUAAGAUGCAGUUAUUGUUUUUAUGUUCAGUUUAAUAAUUUUCAUUCAUAUUGUUUGUUUUUUCUUGAAUGUGUUCUAUAUUUUUAUGUUUUAGAAGUUGAAAGAAUAAAAAAACAGUGUAAUAGCUGGUAAUAAAGAAACAUGGGAACUGCCAUUCUCAGGCUCAGGAACAAGUGACCUGAAAACUCAGGGAAUUCAGGUUAUUGGUUAGGCGGAGUGUUCUUAAAGACAAACCAAUGGGUUCUAUGUUUUGUCCUAUAGCAGGUAAAGCGUGAGGUGGAGGAGAAGGUAGCACACUGCUGUUUAACGGUUUACAUUGUAAGACAAACCAUGAAAAUGGUCUCUUCCUUCAAAUGUUCCAACCGUUUUUCUCUCAUGGCUUUUUCCCAAUUGUUUACAUACUUGAUAGGAAAUAAAUAUUCAUAUAUUGCUUUUUCCUCCAUGAUUGUGACAUUGAGAUAAAUUAUAUUAAUACAAAGACAAGUCUAAUUAUCUCGGAUCAAUACUAUCAGUUCACUCAGGUUAUUUGAAACGGGUUAAUUGAUUAUCUAGGCCAAUGUAAUGCUUUUUAAUAUGACUGAUGGAUCAUUUGAUUGAUGUAUUGGUAUUGUUUAUGUGAGGUCAACAGUUUGUGACCCACAAUUGAUAUCCGUCUUCUUAGGAUCACCGAUUGCUCCCUUUUCAGUCAAGAAGGAGACAUGGUUUUCCAGUGAGUCUUUCUAUUUGAAAAAUCAAGUUCCCAAAACACAUUUUUUUAUGACGAAAUUACAAAACCAUGCUUUCAAUGUGAGUUUGACAGAAGUGACGAAAAAGAAUGUUUUAAAGCAAUAUUGUUCCAUGGGUCCAAGUUAGAAUUUCGAAACUCUGACAAACGUUUCUAAAGAGGGAUGAUCCUCUUUGACUCCGCCGUGAUGUGUUGUGAUUUUAUUGAUGGAUGUUGUUAAAAGGGUUGCUGCAGGACAUGGUUUUGUGCUCAAACCAAACCAUUUCCUGAGAACAGCGGACCCUGUUACACCGACAUGGAGAUUUGUGUGUACUUUGUAUUAAUUUUGUUUGACUCUCAGCUCUAUCAUUAGUGAUGUUUGAUGUUUUGAAUGUAGGUAGGCUGAGAGGAUUUCCGAAAAAUUUGCAUUUAAUACUGAAGAAUGUAUCAAUGUUCACUUACAUAAAGCUACGUUUGACUUGAGCUCAGGUAUUUCAAGGGUUAACGGCAUUAAGAUUAUUCUGUAUGGUUAUCCUUCAUGAUGUAAAGAUCUCCAUUUCAUAAUAAAUAUAUAGACAUUC
This is a messenger RNA of Gadus macrocephalus (Pacific cod), 5068 nucleotides long. It is a transcript of the gene lin28aa, whose product is annotated as lin-28 homolog Aa. Gene Ontology annotation, molecular function: zinc ion binding; nucleic acid binding. The record is from RefSeq and is a predicted model, not a curated record. The transcript has 4 exons. The coding region runs from base 795 to 1382 and encodes 195 amino acids. Lineage: Eukaryota; Metazoa; Chordata; Actinopteri; Gadiformes; Gadidae.